Temnothorax curvispinosus is the source of this 3305-nucleotide messenger RNA. It is a transcript of the gene dmpd, whose product is annotated as F-box only protein 28. Bases 528 to 1949 code for a protein of 473 amino acids. The transcript is spliced from 6 exons. Lineage: Eukaryota; Metazoa; Arthropoda; Insecta; Hymenoptera; Formicidae. Gene Ontology annotation, molecular function: transcription coactivator activity; protein binding. The record is from RefSeq and is a predicted model, not a curated record. Gene Ontology annotation, cellular component: nucleus. Gene Ontology annotation, biological process: positive regulation of DNA-templated transcription.
UGUGGUGUGGUGUGUGUCGCGUCGCGCGAGCGCGAGCGCGUAUUCUCGCCGCGGUAAUACGUAUGUGCGCAUCUCCGCGCCGCCGUUGCCCGCCGUCGACGACGUCGGCGUUGUGCCCCCCCGGUACGCCGCUUUGGAGCGUAGCAACGGCCGCGCGCCGCGGAAGCGGAACCCGGGUGUGCGCUGCGCCGCGGUGCCCGCGUGCCAUCGCCGUCCGCGAUAUUCGCGACAUUCGCGUGCCCGCGACUCGCGAGGAGCCAGCAACAGCAACAGCUCGUCCUGCUCGUCUCGGCCAGUGACAACAUUUAUUUUCGAUACGUUCGCGAAGGGACGGAGGGAGAGCGGGGUAGGAGGGAGAGAGACGGAGAAAGAGCUCGGUUCCCCGAGCCGCUACUCGCUACUACGCGAGCUACGACAGCUACGUGCUCGGUGCUGCGGGGCAGUGUGGGGUGCCCGUGGAUGCGCGCGGCCAGGACAGCUAGCUGGAGCAGAUUUUGGAUAAACUCACUUAUUGAAAAACAAAAAAGAUGGUGUCGACACGUCAGUCGAGUAACAUGGGAAGCAGCGGUGGCAGUGGACCAGUUGGUGAAGUAGAAGUAAACUCGUUGAAAAAGCACCAUUCAGUAACGGCUGGCACGUCUAACAAUGGGGCCACCAUUGAAUCACGCAACCUGAAUCUCCUGGAUUUACCUGUCGAGAUCCUUGAGAAAAUCUUCGGCUAUCUAGGCUUCAAUAUGGUAGCCCAUAUGCGUCUGGUUUGCCAUCAACUGGAUCGCAUUUGUGGAUCAAUACUGAACUCUACGUUUCAAAAGCUACAAGCUCAAAUGUUGAGCCGUUUUCAGGCUAUCAAAGCGCAAAUGCCCAGACGCGAGUCCGCGCGUCGGAAUCAUCCGUUAGCGUGCGAGUCGGAUAUUAUAGAAACUCUGCAUAUGCGGCUCACCUUGCUGCAAAUGAGUUUCGGCAAGCACAUUGAACGGAAGCAUUGCUGCUUCUUUCCCGGCGAGAUCUUAGACGAAGUUUAUCGCAUUCUCUAUUACAUAAAAGUUACUCCGAAAUUACAAAGACCUUACAAAGUCACAGACGAAUUGUUUGAUCUGAGUACUAUGGCUAUGGAAUAUUUCAAAGAGCACAUUGAACCAACAUUACCAGAAAUUCCUUACUUCGGUGCCGAUUUUCUGGAUCUUGCAGGAACCUUCUCCUCUUCUAGUAGCGUGAGUAAACCAUUUAUGUGCCUGGAUUCCGCGCCCCUGACCGUCGGAAAUGGAAAAACGGGCAAUACUGGAGAAGAAGAAGGUUCUUUGUCGCAUUGUUCAGACGAUCCUGCUCUUUUGGAGUCCAAUGUGUCACCACCGCAAUCGAAUAUGGUUUUGCGAAAACGGAUUCGCAAGAUCAAACAGGGCAUGAGACGGUACAACAGUCAGCUAACAUUGAUGCGCAGGGAUUUGAAGAGUUGCAAGGCGAAAAUUGCGGAUCAACAGAAACAAAUUGUGGAGUACGCUACUCGAUUGGAUGAUAACGACAAAAAGAAUGAAGAGACGUCGCGGAAAUUCAGCACACUCCUACAGGAAUUGAACAAGUGUAAAACCGAACUACAAUAUUGGCGAUCCAAGUCACCAGCAAUACCAGUGUGCGUAGGUUGUGGCCAGUCAAUGCCAGUCCCUACCGAGGAUUUACAAGCUUUAGCCAAUCAGGGAGUGCUACCGGAUGCGUUUGGCGAAGGGCACGACUUUAUUCCGAUCGCGGAUGCCCACAGUCCCACCGAGGUGAUACAGCAAUCUGUAGUUACGCAAUCUCCGUCGACUCCGACGGUGGACAUGGCACCCCCCAAGGCUCCCGUGCCUUCGAUAUCCUUCAAACGGAGAUCUACCGCAGAGGAAACGUCGGGCGAUGCCGCGAAAAAAUCACGUCGCACUGCCAAGUCUCGUCAGGCUAAGCGCUCAAAGAUAUAAAUUGAUAACACUGAUCAUGGUACAAAUAUUCAACCAGUUUAAUGAGUUUCCGAAGAUAGGGGACUUUCUAUGAUGGUUUACGCGCGUUUCUUUAUGUCAGCAAGCCGAUAUGAUCUUAGAAGAGUACAAAAUUCCUCACCGAACGUCCUGCAUCUCGCGCAACGAACCUCGUUUUGAAAAUUUUAGCCGCCGCGAUUUUCAUCGCUAGUUGGUUUUGCGAUUAUUUCUUGGACUUAACGUCGCCGGCACAUGGCGCACAUUGAUGAAUAUUCUAAAGAAGCCUAGCCGAUCAUUCGCUUUGCUCGUAAAGCAACGUCUAAUUAUACUUUCUCAAAUGCUUAUUAGAAUUCAUUUGUUUUUUCAUUGUCAUUGCCGCGGUACACUUGAAGAUGAUAGAAGGUUAAAAUCCUGUCUGUCAUGUUUGUUUUUGUCAUGCAUUUAACAGCGGUAUCGUACGAGAGAACGUACUAAGUAAUGUCGUGGCGACGGGCACUUUGCCUUCCAUUUUGCUCUUCGAUCAAAAAUGUACAGUCUUAUUUUUAAAAAUAAUGUAUCCUUGCUAGAAUGUUGAUUGAAAAUCGCGUCUUCAACAUUUUGAUCGAAUGAAAUAAUACGGGAAUGGAGACAGCAUUGAAAUUUCAUAAAGCAACCUAUAUAAAUCAAAUUGGUACAUACCAAGUAAUUUUUAGAAAAUUGUAAAUUUGAGAAUUUUUUUGGAUCGUAUUCUCCAUAAAUUGAAUUGAUCUAAACCAAGUAAUUUUCGGAAAGUAGUUGUAAAUUUAUUCGAGUAUUUGGAUCGCGUUAUGACACAACAUAGCUUGUGGUACUUUGCAUACAAAUUUUGAGAUAGAGUCUCUAGUAAAUUUAAUUUCGCGAUAUCGAUUAAAAGGUAUCUGGGAAAAUAUCUGGGAGAUUACGACAGUUCGUCCAGGUACUGCAAAUACAACCAAUAACCAUAUCAAUUCGUUUUGAUUAGUUAUGCUUGUUUGUAUUAGAAAAUUGAUUCUUUUACAAUCAUUAAAUAUUUUAUCGUCCAGCUCUAUUAUUUGUGUCAAUGUUCACAUACUUAGAUUAUAUGAAUUCGUGUGGCUGGAUAAAAUCAAAAAAAUUUUAUGAUAAAAGUAUCAUCCCAGUAUUAAGACGCGAAACAACCAGAAAAUAUCUGAAAAGAAUUUACAUCGUAUGCGAAAGAGCAAAAUGUUGAUGGAUACCUGAAAGGGUGUUAGUUUAUUUUUAUGAAUGCGCCAUUUUACCAAAACAAUUACGAAAUGGCGUACACAUUGCAAUAUUAAUAGAACUAGAUAAUUAUUUAUAGGAAUGAUUCUAUUUAGAUAAAAAAUUGGGUAUCAUGCUAUU